AGCGCACCACAAGUCGCACCGUUGAUGUCAAUACUCGGAUCUCAUCCCCUCCCAAUGUCGUACGCACAUUCUACAAAUAUUCGCAUAGCCAGAACUCGCAUAGCCGGAGCUCGACCGACCCCCAAAUGGCAACCCCCACCUUCGCAACCCCCCUCCCGCAGUCCCCCCGCUCCGAGAUCCUCGAGUGGCGCUUCCCGCCACCGCACCACCGGCACGUGCUGACGGGCCGGUCGCGGGCGGCCUGGCACACCUCCUUCGUGGUGCCGCAGCUGAACCUGCUCCUGGACGCGGGCCUGUGCGUCAACCGCCUGCGGCCGAGGCACGUCUUCCUCACCCACGGCCACAACGACCACGUCCUCCUAGCCCCGGCCUUCGUCGUCGGCCGCGACCCCGACGACCCCCCGGACGUCUUCUGCCCCACCGAGAUGGCCCCGGCCUUCGACGCCUUCGUCCGCGCAAACGCGCUGCUCAACCAAGGCGGAUUGCUCGGGCCCGAGGAUGCGGAGCUGAGUCGGCUCGACACGCACGUCACGCACGGCCUGCGGCCAGGCGACGAGGUGGCGCUCCGCCGAGCAAAGGACGUGGUGGCGCGGGCGUUUGCGUGCGACCACACGGUUCCCUGCCUGGGGUACGUGUUUGGGACGUCGACGCGGCGCCUGCGGGCCGAGUUCGCGGGGAGGCCGGGGGGCGAGCUGCGGGAUCUGAGGCGCGCCGGGGUGGAGGUCACGGCGCCGCAUUGGGAGCCGAUGUUUGCGUUCCUCGGCGACACGACGGCGGCGACGCUGGCGGCGGGACCGGAGUGGUUGGUGGGGGGCAUCCCUGUUGUUGUUACGGAGUGUAGUUUUUUGUAUCAGGAGCAUAGGGCUGUGGCGGAGAGGACGAAACAUACACUCUGGUCGGACCUGGAGGUCGUGGUGAGGAGGUGGCCUGCUACGACGUUUGUGCUGAUGCAUUUUAGCCUGAGGUAUAGUGAGGAAGAGAUACGGAGGUUCUUCAAGGAGAUGGUGGACCCGCCUGGGAAUAUUGUCGUUUGGGUGGAUGGGGAAGAUGAGGGGGGAACUGAUUAGACCUUGUAAUUGGAUUUGUUAUUUACGUUGCAAUGAAUCUACAUUAGUAAACACU
Messenger RNA from Phialemonium atrogriseum, 1122 nucleotides. RefSeq names its product beta-lactamase-like protein. The transcript has a single exon. The coding region runs from base 126 to 1067 and encodes 313 amino acids. Lineage: Eukaryota; Fungi; Ascomycota; Sordariomycetes; Cephalothecales; Cephalothecaceae. The record is from RefSeq and is a predicted model, not a curated record.